Messenger RNA from Amphibalanus amphitrite, 3150 nucleotides. RefSeq lists its product as uncharacterized. NCBI's taxonomy places the organism in Eukaryota, Metazoa, Arthropoda, Thecostraca, Balanomorpha, Balanidae. The transcript has 5 exons. Gene Ontology annotation, molecular function: nucleic acid binding; RNA-DNA hybrid ribonuclease activity. The coding region runs from base 601 to 3150 and encodes 849 amino acids. The record is from RefSeq and is a predicted model, not a curated record.
CUGAUCGAGACCUCGCUUUCAAAAGUAUAUAUCAGUGCAUUUUCGCAUCGAAUCUCUCUCAAUCAUGAACAAACUUGGGCAAAAACAGCAAGAUUGCCUGUUUUGUCAAUUCACACAUUUUCAUAUUUGGGGGCAAUUUUAAAGUCGAUGGCCAAUGUUUUCAAAGCCAACAUUUACACAGGAAAAAAUACAGCUAUUUUUCUUCCAAAUUCAUUCAUUUGUAGAGUCCGACUCUCUCUUGUUUUCUCGCAGUUUCCGUUGUGCUCUGAGAGAAACGAUCAUGUGUAUCAUAAGCGUUUGGCUCACUUCAAGACGGCAGAAUUUGCACUUGCAUUUUCUGCUGUGUGGAAGACCAGAGGGAGUCAGCUAAUUUAUGACAGAAUGUGCUUAAAAAAUGACUGGUGAAUAAUAUCUUUUGUCAGUGCCUGACAAAUAUUUAUAUUUUAAAUCACGCUCUUCAGCUGUCAAGUGAGCUCCAAAUGGCCUAAAUUGUCAGCUGUUUAUCAUCCUAGGUCAGCUCAAGGUCACAGACGUCAGCUGAAGAAAGUGGUGACCAUUGGCCCUGUGUUGAGCGGACAAACCGGUGUUACCUAGUAUUCUAUGUACCGUGGCCGGCGCCGGGCGCGGCGGCGGGGAUGCAGGGGCGGGCAGGCGUGGCGCUCAUCUGCUGGCGGCCGGCGGCGAAACGUCCUGGUGGGACUACUGAACGCUCAGUCCCUGUUUCCCGCUCAGUCCCCGCUCAGUCUCCGCCGUUACAACCACGAUUUCUACGUUCUGACCGAGACUUGGCUCCGGCCCACCACACCGACGAGACUGGUCACCUUCCCGGGCUACACGCUACACCGCGCCGAUCGGCCCGAUGGCUCUGGCUUUGGUGGCGUAGCCAUCCUGUGCGGCGGCGGAUACUGCGGCUCGAUCAUCCCCCAGCCCGGGUCGGAGUGCGCCACCUGUCAGCUGGAGAGCCUCUGGCUUCGGGUGAGGCCGGCGACUGGCGCGCCGUUUACGCUGGCUGCCGUGUAUCGGCCCCCGCGCCGUACCGCUGCGGCUCUACAGGCGGACUUUACUGAACUCGAGACGCAGUACCAGCGCGUUCUUUUACAAUGUCCCGGACCCGUCUUUAUCUUGGGUGAUCUGAAUUGUAAUAUGCUUGACUCUGUGACCAAUCGUCUGUCUGAAAUGCUUCAAUCACUUCAUCUCCAUCAGUUUGUGGCGCAGCCUACUUAUUCUUCUGGUUCACUGCUUGACGUUGUAAUUUCAAACUCUAGCGACGCCGUGCGGAAAGUGGGAGUUUUUAAGUGUGCUUUUGGUCCUCACAGUUUUGUUCGAUCACUUUUAUCGUUCACUAAGUGUCGCGUCAAACCCUGUCGUGUUCAGACCCGCAUUUUAAAGCGUAUCGACCAUGUAAGUUUGCUCCACGAUCUUUACGCUGUCGACUGGACUGGUGUUUAUAAUUUAGAUUCCGUCGCUGCUAUGUGGUCCCACAUGCUUGCGCUUUUAACUCCGGUUAUUGACACUCAUGCACCUGUCAAGUGUAUUUUAAUUAGGAACCCGACCGCUCCACCUGUCACCGGUGCCACGCUCGAUCUGAUGGCACAGCGGCGGGGUGUGCUGCGCAGCGAGGGGAAGACGCCGGCCUUUCGCGACCUUGACAGACGGGUCAGGUCAGCGAUUAGGCGUGACUGCCGUGCAGGUAUCGCGGAGAGCCUGCGAGCUCAAGGGAGCAGCUCCCUGUACCGUAGUAUCCGCCCUGUCCUGGCCGGUAAGAGGGACGGCGCGCGCAGCCUCCCCACCGCUACACCCGACGAGAUGAAUGCACAUUUUGUUGAUGUUGGACCGCGUGUCGCCGCUAGCCUGGCCGGCCUCGGGCCGCCGCCCGAUAUCCCGUGUCGCCUACCACGUGUCGGUGCGUGCGGGUUUCGGGUGGCCGGCACGACGCUGGCCGGCCUGCGGGCGGAAAUGUUCUCCAUUAAGCGUUCUGGUGCGUGCGGGUCUGAUGGCAUCUGUAUUCGUAUCCUCAUCCUAUGUUUCGACGCCAUCGCUCCUGUCCUACUCCACAUCAUCAAUACCUGUCUUACCUCAUGUGAUUUUCCCGAGACCUGGAAACACUCUCUGGUGUAUCCUAUUUUCAAAUCCGGCGAUCCCUCUAUUAUUUCCAACUACCGCCCCAUUUCCUUAGUCCCCACCAUGGCCAAGAUUGUGGAGCGUGUGGUGCAGCGUCAGCUGUUUACUUACAUGUCUCACAAUCAUCUCCUAUCCUCAUCCCAACAUGGCUUCCGUCCUCAACAUUCCACAGAAACCGCUCUGCUGUCCGUCACAAACCGCAUCUUUUCAAACAUGGACCGAGGUCACGUCUCCCUUUUGUGCCUUUUGGACCUCAGUAAAUGUUUUGACGUGAUUCCUCAUUCCCAACUCCUAACCAAGCUCCAGCUCUACAACAUCGAUCCUUCUUGGUUCUCCGCAUACCUUUCCGGUCAUACUCAGUCAGUCUCCAUUUGUACUUCUUCCGGCAGCAGAGUGGCUUCUAAACCUCUUCCUAACACCAUGGGAGUUUUCCAGGGCUCUGUCCUUGGUCCUCUGUUGUUCACAAUAUUCGCCAACGACCUCAGCCUGCACGCGCCGGACGCCCAUGUGAUCCAGUACGCUGACGAUACCCAAAUCCUUAUCUCCGACUUGCAACAAAACAUCCCACUCCUCAUCCAGCGCAUGGAAAACACCCUGGCCUCCCUUUCAUCGUGGUUCCAUGCACACGGCCUUAAGCUCAACACCUCCAAAACCGAACUCCUUCUCCUUGGAACCAAGCAAAACACCCGCAACCUGCCCCUGUCAGCGUACGGAUCGCGACGGACUGCCGCCGAGGAGACGCUAGCCGGACUGCCGAACCCGGACGUCCAGGCUUUCACGGACGGCUCGGCCACAGCCGGACGACGCCACCGCGUGGACCUUCAGUGGGUUCCCGGUCACGCGGGAGUCGCCGGCAACGAGAUCGCCGAUACCGUGGCCAGGGAGGCCGCUGAGCUGCCGCAGGACGGGAUACCCAUCACCUUCGCGGCGGCCAAGAGCCUGCUGAAGCGCCACUCUAUCCGAUCCACAGGCUUUAUGAACGUCAACAGACAGAAGUACACGGAGCACAUGGUCGUGAGUAACGGUUAA